CUCGAGAAUAUGCCUGCUGCACAGAUGAACAUUAAAAAACGUGGACAGAUUCCUGUAUCACAUGCGACUCUCCGAUGAGACCCUCUUGGACAUCAUGGCACGAUUCAAGGCCGAGAUGGAGAAGGGCCUGCGGAAGGACACCAAUCCCAUGGCCUCAGUGAAGAUGCUGCCCACCUGUGUUAGGCCCAUUCCGGAUGGUCCUGCAAAAGGAGAGUUUCUUGUUCUGGAACUUGGAGAACCCAAAGUUCGAGUAUCGAAGGUUCAAGUCACUGAAGAAGGGAAUCCAGAGGUCCAGAUGGAGAAUGAGGACCCACUGGCUAGUGAACUCACCCGAGGAAAAGGAUCCCAGCUGUUUGAAUACAUUGCUGACUGUCUGUCUGAUUUCAUGGAGACUCAAGAUUUGAAGCCUAAGAAACUUCCCCUGGGCUUCACUUUUCCGUUUCCUUGCCGGCAGACUAAACUAGAUGAGGGAGUCCUGCUUUCUUGGACCAAGAAGUUUAAGGCUCGGGCAGUUCAGGACACAGAUGUAAGGAGUCAUCUGUGGAACGCCAUGCAGAAACACUCGGACAUGGAAGUGGAGUUCGUGGCCUUGGUCAAUGGCACAGUGGGGACCCUGAUGGCAUGUGCCUACAAUAAUCCUCAAUGUGAAAUCGGUGUUAACAUUGACAAUGGCACCAAUGCAUGUUACAUGGAGGACGUGAGCAACAUUGACCUGGUGGAAGGCGAUGAAGGAAAGAUGUGCGUCAACACAGAAUGGGGGACUUUUGGUGACAAUGGGGUUCUGGAAGACAUCCGCACUGAGUUUGACAGGGAGCUGGACCUUGGCUCUCUCCACCUAGGAAAGCAACUAUUUGAGAAGAUGAUCAGUGGCUUGUACUUGGGGGAACUCGUCAGGCUCAUCUUGCUGAAGAUGACCAGAGCCGGCCUCCUGUUUGGUGGCAAGACAUCGUCUGCUCUCCACACCAGGGACAAGAUUGAGAUGCGGCACGUGGCUGCCAUGGAGAAGGAUAAAGAAGGCCUUGCUAACACAGAAGAAAUCUUGACCGACCUGGGCUUGGAGCCAUCAGAGGAUGACUGCGUUGCAGUGCACCAUGUGUGUACCAUUGUCUCCUUCCGAUCAGCCAAUCUCUGUGCAGCAGCCUUGGCAGCAAUCCUGACACAUCUCCAAGAGAACAAGAACUACGAAAAAUUGAAAGACACAGUGGGCAUUGAUGGUACCCUCUACAAGACACACCCACAGUACCCAAAACGCCUGCACAAGGUGGUGAGGAAACUGGUCCCAAACUGUGACGUCCACUUCCUCCUGCCCGAGAGUGGCAGCACCAUAGGGGCUGCCAUGGUCACUGCGGUGGCCUCCCAAGUUCAGGCCCAGCGGAAGCAGAUCGAUGAGGUGCUGGCUCUGUUCCAACUGACUGGAGACAACCUGGUGGACGUGAAGAACAGAAUGAGGGCUGAGCUUGAGUACGGGCUGAAGAAGGAGACCCACCCGAUGGCCACGGUCAAGAUGCUACCCACCUACGUCUGCGGGAUGCCUGAUGGCACAGAGAAUGGCAAUUUUCUCAUCCUGGAUCUUGGUGGAGCCAACUUUAAGGUUCUCCUAGGGAAGAUCAGAAGUCAUCAAAAAUGUGUGGAAAUAGAUGAAAAGACCUUCCCCAUCCCCCUGGAGAUCAUGCAGGGCACAGGCGAGCAGCUGUUUGACCACAUCGUGCAGUGCAUCGCAGACUUCCUGGACUACAUGGGGCUCAGGGGAGCCCAACUGCCUUUGGGCUUCACCUUCUCCUUUCCCUGCAGACAGACGAGCAUUGCCAAGGGAACCCUCAUGGAGUGGACCAAAGGCUUUAAGGCCACCGACUGUGAAGGGGAAGACGUGGUGGACCUGCUCAGGGAAGCCAUCAAGAGGAGAAAUGAAUUUGACUUUGACAUAGUUGCUAUGGUCAAUGAUACAGUGGGGACUAUGAUGGCCUGUGCCUAUGAAGACCCAAAUUGUGAGAUUGGCCUAAUUGCAGGUAAGUGGUCAGGCAUGUUUGCCUGGACGUCGGUGUUGAGAAUGGUUCUCAGGCCAGAUCAUGGGCAAGAUAGAGGAGAGUGGCUCACACCUGGCAAGUAUGAGAAAAUGACCAGUGGGAUGUACCUGGGUGAGAUAGUCCGGCAGAUCCUCAUCGACCUGACCAAGCAGGGGCUGCUCUUCCACGGGCACAUUUCUGAGCGUCUGCGGAUGAGGGGCAUCUUCGAAACCAAGUACUUGUCUCAGAUCGAAAGUGACCAGCUGACCCUCCUCCAGGUCAGGGCCAUCCUGAAGCAUCUCGGCCUGAACAGCACAUGCGACGACAGCAUCGUGGUGAAGAAGGUGUGCGGAGCUGUGUCCCAGCGGGCAGCGCAGCUCUGUGGCGCUGGCCUGGCUGCCAUCGUGCAGAAAAGGAGAGAAGAUCAGGGGCUCAAACAUCUGAAGAUCACUGUAGGCGUGGAUGGCACCCUGUACAAGCUGCACCCUCACUUCUCUCGGAUAUUGCAAGAAACCGUGAAGGAGCUCGCCCCUGGGUGCGACGUGACGUUCAUGCUCUCAGAAGAUGGCAGUGGGACAGGAGCAGCUCUCAUCACUGCUGCGGCCCAGCGCUCACAGAAGCCGUAGAAGGAAAACCAGGGCUGGGCAUAGCUUGGCUUGGCCACGGCCAGCCUUGCCUCCAGAAGAUGAGGUGGUCAGGGAAACCGGACAGGCUUCGUUCAUCUUCUGAAUGGCUCAGGGAGAGCCUCUGAUGCUUGGGAAUUCACCACUUGCUCUGACAGCUCUUGCUUCCAACUGUUAGAGUGAUAGGAAGCUUUUCCAUCUCCAAACUGACCUCUACUCCCAGGAAUGUGGGCCCUCCCAUACACCCCUUUCUGUUGAUUCUGUUCAACACAAUCAGC
Echinops telfairi (small Madagascar hedgehog) is the source of this 2904-nucleotide messenger RNA. RefSeq names its product hexokinase HKDC1-like. Gene Ontology annotation, biological process: glycolytic process; glucose 6-phosphate metabolic process; intracellular glucose homeostasis. The transcript has 19 exons. Lineage: Eukaryota; Metazoa; Chordata; Mammalia; Afrosoricida; Tenrecidae. The record is from RefSeq and is a predicted model, not a curated record. The coding region runs from base 62 to 2629 and encodes 855 amino acids. Gene Ontology annotation, molecular function: mannokinase activity; D-glucose binding; glucokinase activity. Gene Ontology annotation, cellular component: cytosol; mitochondrion.